Molecule: messenger RNA, 849 nt
Organism: Maudiozyma saulgeensis
Lineage: Eukaryota; Fungi; Ascomycota; Saccharomycetes; Saccharomycetales; Saccharomycetaceae
Source: the annotation of a GenBank genome assembly
AUGCUAUUGAGACUUGUUAGAAACAUGCACGUAAAAGCUAUUAAAAUGAGAUGGGCCACUGGUGGCGAUAACUACUGUUAUUUACUAAGUACGCAUGAUAAGAAGGAUUCUUGGAUUAUUGAUCCAGCAGAAACUCUUGAAGUGUUACCAAAACUUGAUCAAGAUGAGAUGAAAAGUAUUCGAGCUAUUGUGAAUACUCAUCAUCAUUAUGAUCAUUCAGAAGGAAAUUUGAAUAUGCUUCGUGAGUUGAAAAAUAUUGGUAAUGAAUCAAUUUCAAUUAUAGCUGGUUCCAAAGCAUCUCAAGGUUCGAAUGAAUUACCACGUCAAUGUCAAAAAUAUAACUUGGGAGAUCUAGAGGUCAUUGCCAUUAGAACCCCUUGUCACACUCAGGAUUCUGUUUGUUAUUACGUAAAGGACCCUCAAACGAAUGAGCACGGUGUCUUUACUGGUGAUACACUAUUUACUGCAGGUUGUGGUAGAUUCUUUGAAGGGACCGGAGCUGAGAUGGAUACAGCUUUGAAUAAAAUAUUAUUGAAAAAUGUCGGUGAACCUAAUUGGGGGUUGACUAAAGUUUACCCAGGUCAUGAAUACACCAAGAGUAAUGUUAAAUUUGUACGUGAUGCUAUAUAUAAGACACCUGGUGAAAAUAGAGCUUUGGAUGAACUUGAGAAAUUCGCUGAAACUCAUACUGUCACUACUGGGAACUAUACUUUAAGUGAUGAAUUGACAUUCAAUCCAUUCAUGAGACUUGAUGAUCCUUUUGUUAGACAAGCUGUUGGAGAUGGAUCAGGGCAUUGGACAAGAGCUAAAGUAAUGGAUAAGUUAAGGGAAAUGAAAAAUUCCAUGUAA